This is a messenger RNA of Leptonychotes weddellii (Weddell seal), 1527 nucleotides long. Lineage: Eukaryota; Metazoa; Chordata; Mammalia; Carnivora; Phocidae. The record is from RefSeq and is a predicted model, not a curated record.
GAGAGCUUGAUGAAUUGCCCAGAGAUCCCUGAGCAGUUGGGAAGCAGUUUACUGCUGUCCCUGGCAUCUGAAGGGAUAAGUAAGAGCAUGAACAAGAGCAUCCACAUCCUCGUCACCAGAGCAGAAUCACCGGGAAACAGUGUCAAGAAGAAAAUAGUGUCUCUGGAUCUUCCAGAAGGCGGUUCUCCACGCUAUCUGGAAAAUGGCUAUACAUUUCAUCUAGAAAACCUGAGCCUGGGGAUCCUGGAAAGCAGAAAGGAAAAUGAAGGCUGGUACUUCAUGACCCUGGAGGAGAACUUUUCAGUUCGACACUUUUGUCUGCAGCUGAAGCUCUAUGAGCAGGUCUCCACUCCGGAAAUUAAGGUGUUGAACUGGACCCAGGAGAAUGGGAACUGCAGCUUGACACUGGCCUGCGAAGUGGAGAAAGGGGACUAUGUGGUUUACAGCUGGAGUGAGGAAAUGGCUACCGACCCACUGAUCCCAGCCAACGGUUCUUACCUCCUGCACCUCAGCCUCGGCCCUCAGAAUGUCAACAAUGUCUACUUCUGCACCGCGAGCAACCCCAUCAGCAGCCGCUCACAGAUCUUCACCCCGCAGUCCAAGUGCAGGCCAGAAUCUUUAGAAUCAACACAAUGGGGACUGUAUGCCGGGCUGCUCUUAGGGGGCAUCGUUGGUGUCAUCUUGAUUCUUGAAGUGGUAAUACUGCUGUUGAGAAGAAGAGGUAAAGCAAAUCAUUACCAGCCAACAAUGGAAGCAAAAAGCCUUACUAUUUAUGCCCAAGUCCAGAAAUCAGGUUCUGCUCAGAAGAAACCUGAUCCCCUGCCAGCUCAGGACCCCUGCACCACCAUUUACGUUGCUGCCACAGAACCUGUCCCAGAGCCUGUCCAGGAACCAAAUUCCAUCACAGUCUACGCCAGUGUGACACUUCCAGAGAGCUGACACCACAGACUCAGUGAAGGGACUUUCUGAGGGAAUAUAGAGGGGCUACAGUAAACACUGAACUUGGCUCCAUGUCCCAAGCUCCCAUGACACUCUGCACAUCUGUACUCUGCUCAGAUCAACUCCUCGGUGAUGCUUCUUCCACAGCCACCUGUGGGAUGGACAAGGGACUGAGGCUUUCCGAGCACUCAGCCUGCUCCUCAGAGCCCAGGCCUGGAAGAGAGAACUAUAGGUACAGCUUUCCAGCUUUGUGGUAUAGCAGACGGAAUGAGUCAUGUGGGUCCAGUGAGCCCAGACCUCCAGCUGUCUUGCUCCGUGCUGGGACUGGACAAGAAGAGCUGAAGGCAGGAAGCUGCGACACCUAGUACCUCUCUCAGACAGCUGACGUCUGCAACGUCUUACGUCUUGGCUGCCUGUGCUUGGUCCUGGGAGCUGACCCUGCUCCACACAGACCUGAUCGAGGCUCUGCGCCUCACUUUCUCUCUCUGGACGGGCAGUGAAGGGUGAACUCCUUAUUAUAUGUAGAACACUCUGAGAUUAUUCUCUGAAAGAAGCUAAUAGAGUCAGUAUUUUAUUUGCAAAACCCAG